This is a messenger RNA of Limanda limanda (common dab), 3231 nucleotides long. Its product is annotated as rho GTPase-activating protein 20-like. The transcript has 17 exons. Gene Ontology annotation, molecular function: GTPase activator activity. Lineage: Eukaryota; Metazoa; Chordata; Actinopteri; Pleuronectiformes; Pleuronectidae. Bases 1 to 3231 code for a protein of 1076 amino acids. Gene Ontology annotation, biological process: signal transduction; regulation of Rho protein signal transduction. The record is from RefSeq and is a predicted model, not a curated record.
AUGUCUCCCCAGCAGCAGCAGGACAGCCUCGGCCGAGGGGGGGCAGGGCAGCAGGAAAACAAACGGCGGAUGAAGUCUCAAAGUUAUCGGCGUCAGUCGGCUCCGUCUCUGGUCUUCACCAAAGCUCUCACCAGGUCCAAGACUGUCUCCAGAGAGAGCUUCCUGCCUCCACUGUGUCCAGAGACGUGUCCGUUGGUCCAGUCCGUCCUCGCCGCCUCUGAUAGGUCCUUUCUUCUCCACGCACACGCUCAGUUGAAGACGGGGAUGCAGACUCAGGACAGACACCUCUUCCUGUUCAAUGACCUCCUGGUUAUCGCCAAAGCAAAGUCAGCCAACCACUUCAAGCAGAAGAGCCAGGUGCGUGUGUGUGACAUGUGGACGGCGAGCUGCAUGGACGAGGUGUGUGAGGGCAGCACCAACCCCGAGAGGAGCUUCGUCAUGGGCUGGCCCACCUGCAACUCGGGUGCUACGUUUAGCUCUGCAGAACAGAAGGAGAGAUGGCUCUCCCUCCUCAAAAGUCGGAUAAAAGACGAGAAAGAGAAGGAGGAGCCUAAAACCAUUCCAAUGAGAGUGUACGGGAAGGGGAUCAACUCCUUCGCUGUUACCAAGACGCUUCCUGUCAGCAACUCAGACUCAACCAAUGAGGUGAUCCGACUGGCUCUGCAGCAGUUCAGCAUCAUAGGGAAUGUGAAAGACUAUCAGCUGUGGGUCAUCUCGAAGAGGGACAACACUCCCUAUCCUCUGAUAGGUCAUGAGUUUCCAUUCAGCAUCCAGAUGAGCCACGUGAGAUGCUCCAUGUCUCAGGGAGGCAGGGACGCCUCGGCACCAGACAGACAGAGGGCGCUGCAGGCGGAGCAGCUGCAGGUGAGCAAGCAGUGCCAGUUCAUCCUGAAGCCUCGGCCCACGGAAACGCUGCAGCACGUAUCUGCAGAGUUGUUUCAGAAGCCGUUUAAAAGGAGGCGGUCCCUCAUCACCUGGGCGUUCUGGCGAGGCUCCUCCUCCCACCUCAACGAGCUGUCACUUGCGCCCCGUGGCUUCCUGUUCGGACAGCCACUCAGCGCCGUUUGUGUAGAGGACGCUCUGCCGAAGCCGGUCAUGGACAUGUUGGCGUUCCUGUACCACGAGGGUUCCUGGACUCGGGGGAUCUUCCGGCGCCCGGCGGGGGCUCGGGCGGUCAGGGAGCUGCGGGACUCUCUGGACGCCGGAGAGUUUCAACUUCCUCUGACACGCGACCACGUCUUCAUCAUAGCCGGAGUCUUUAAGGAUUUCCUGCGCAGCAUCCCGGGCAGCUUGCUGUGUUCUGAACUACAUGAAGAAUGGAUGGAUGUUCUGGAGGAAGAGGAGGAGGAGGAAGAACGGGUGCAGGACAUACAGAGGAUGACCUGUCGCCUGCCCAAAGGAAACGCCCUGCUGCUACGCCACCUGUUGGCCGUGCUGCACGGCAUCGAGGGGAACGCUCACGAGAACCAAAUGACAAGUUUCAACUUAUCGGUUUGCAUCGCUCCCAGCAUGCUUUGGCCUCCCGGAGCACCUUGUAGUCCUGAGGUGGAAGGAGAGGGAGCUAAGAAGGUGUGUGAACUGGUGAAGUUCAUGAUAGAACACUGUCAGCUGAUCCUAGGAGAGGACCCCACCUCUCUGUUCGGAGGGCUGCCACAGAAGCUCAACACUGACGAGGAGGUGCACCCCCCGACCGACUCGUCCUACGACAGUCUGGAGAACGAGUUGGACACCAGCAGCGUAGGGUCGCCCGGUCUCUGCAGCCGGAUGCAGCCUCGAUCCAAAGCUCUUCAGGGCAGCCUGGACUCCAUCCUCACGUUCAGCGACUACGACCAAGACACAGACCCAGACACACACCACACCCCAGCAGGCAGCCCACUUGCUCUGAAGCUAAACCCGCUGCGGAGAUCAAGAGGCCGGAGACAGGAGCCACACCUCUCCAGCCCCGGCCAGGACUCACCGACCACGAACGCCUCCUCCACCCUGGACGCCCUGUCCCUGGACGGACUGCACAGACAGAGGCGGCGCUCAGAGCCGGCAAUCGCUUACAUGACCAAGUUCCGGCCGUGUGUCUCAGGGAGUACCGACGGUCUCACUGGUGAGGAUGAGGAAGAUGAAGAAGAGCCUUUAAAGAAGCCAAGCAUUCACACACUUGCUCAGACCCACUCUGGAGGUCCGAGCAGGAGAGCUGGAGGCGAGCUGAACCUUCCUGGAGGAGCUCUGGGAGCCAGCUCCUCCAGCCUCUCCUCUGCCGCUGCCUCCCCUGCACCCACACGCUCCUCCCUGGAUUCCCUCGACUCCCUGAGCAGUGAGCACUGUGCAGCCAGACGGGGGGUCCACCCGUCCAAAACAUGCCUGCCCUCCAACGAUACCUCUGCAUCCCUUUCCACCAGCGUCGGCUCCGCUCCGACCUCGAAUGAACCCCCUGAGCUGGAGACCAUUCCCAAAGGCUCCCCACCCAGAGAACCACCCAACUGGGGGACUUCAAGAGGUUGCAGGGGCCUCCACCCAAACUCCUGGCUGAGGAAAGACCGGAGACUGUCACUGACCCAACAAGACAACUCAGAAAAAGAAGCAGAGGACAAGACUGCGGAAGGAACCAGCGAUAUGUCGCUCAGACUUGGCAAACUCGUCCCAGAGAAAGGAAAAGCAGGCGAGAGGGGAGGAGGAAAACUGUUCUCCAGCAGCCAACAGAAGCCCAAAGUCUCAGACUCCAGGCGGCUCAGCAGCAGCCACGCCUCUGCAGCCGGUGACAUGUCCAACCAGAGGAGUGAGGCUGAACGUGACGUGAGCGAGCUGAAGCCGCCGUCAACAUCUUUAUUUUACAAGGCCGGCCCUCCAUCUCUGUCCCUGUUUAAACGACACAAGACUCACUCCGGUAAGGACGAGAGUAACACCAGGCUCCAUCAGCGCCGGGGGUCAGAGCCUGGACGACAGGUGGUGGAGCAAGCCGCCACCCUGGGCCGGGCGAGGCUGCCCAGCGACCCCGGGCUGAGGGUGUCCGAGGUGGAGCCGCAGGGUGAGAGGUCGGAGGCACGCUUCUGUCUCUCGCCCUGUGCCACCAAAGCGGUGAAGGACUACUUCUCCUCCCACCGGCGCAGCAAUCCCCAGAGCAGCCAGCAGGUGGCACUGGCCCUGGUGGAGAGUCGCAGGGAGUGGCUGAAGAGAUGCACCGACCCAAAGGCGGAGCCCGAUUUCGAGCAGCUUCUCUUUGCCGAAGAAUCCUACGUCUAA